AUGGUUGCCGUGCCAGUCUGGGCCUUGAAGAUCGGCUGCUUCUAUGGCCUUAUAACCUGCGACACUGCCCCAGGUGUUUGGCCUGAGAACACACCGACUGUCGUUGCCUAUCAUCCUCCAACCUCGACUCCUUCCAGCACUCCUAGCAGUACUGGUGUGAGCUCGACUGCGGUUGCCACAUCUUCUCCCUCGUUUACCCCCUCUGUGUCGGCCUCUACUUCCAUUGGAAGUGGUUCCUCCGUUGGCACCGUUGUUCCGACUAGCACCCCUGGUGCUUCCACUUUCGUUACUCACACCUCCUCGGGAGCUAUCCCCUCGGGUUCUGCUUCGAGCUCUGUGAUUGUUACUGUCCCAUCUGCCUCUGUUAGCACCCCUGCUCAGAGUGGGUCCUCUGUGAUCGGCUCCGCCUCCAGCUCCAUUCUUUCAUCUUCGCCUGCCGCUUCUUCCAGCCCGGCUUCUUCCUCGCCUUCCCCGAGUGGUGUCUCUUCAUCAGUCACUCUCCCAUCUGGAAGUGCUUCUUUGAGUGCUACUGCCUCUUCCACUGCCUCUAGCAGUCCGGUCUCUUCGUCUGCCGCUUCCUCUCACGUAGCUUCGUCGUCGAUUGUUGCUUCAUCUUCCGUCGCUCCGUCGUCUGCUGUUUCGUCCUCCGCUGCUUCGUCUUCCGUUGCGUCAUCUUCUGCCGCUUCGUCUCACGUAGCCUCGUCGUCUCCGGCUGUCUCAUCUUCCGCUGUCUCUUCAUCGGUUGCUUCCUCUGCGCCUGUAUCUUCCAGCGCUUCCGUGACUACUCCCAGCAUGUCUUCCACCGCCAUCUCCAUCUCGGCCACUGCGUCGGCCACGCCACUGAGCCACGCCUCCGUUGCAGCCAACAUUCUCGUUAUCGCCAGAGAUGCUGCCUCUGCCAGCGUUGCCAGCUCUGGUCUCAAUGGAUACGGUAUCCCAUUCACUCACCUUAUUGUUCCCUCUGGUGGUGUGGCACUUCCAUCUCUCAACGGUACCGCCGGAGGAAACUUUGGUGGUAUUGUUGUCGCAUCCGAAGUUAGCUACGACUAUGGUACUCUCGGAUUCCAAAGUGCUUUGACCACCGAUCAGUGGAACCAGCUUUACGCUUACCAGCUAGAGUACGGUGUUCGCAUGGUUCAAUACGAUGUUUACCCCGGUCCCAACUACGGUGCAUCUGCCAUUGGAGGCUGCUGUGACACAGGUAUUGAGCAGCUUGUUUCCUUCACCGAUACCAGUGACUUCCCUACCUCUGGUCUCAAGACUGGUGCUGGUGUCAGCACUACUGGCUUGUGGCAUUAUCCCGCUACCAUCAGCAACACUACUUCGACCAAGCAAAUUGCCUCAUUUGCUGCUACAACUGGCUUCACCAGUGACAGCGUUGCUGCUGUCAUCAACGACUUCGAUGGCCGUCAGCAAAUGGCCUUCUUCAUUGGAUUCGAUACCACCUGGAGUGCUACUUCCAGCUACCUGCAGCACGCAUGGAUUACUUGGAUCACUCGUGGUCUCUACGCUGGAUACCGUCGUGUGAACCUGAACACCCAGAUCGAUGACAUGUUCCUUGAGACCGGUCUUUACUCCCCUGACGGAGUCAACUUCCGCAUCCGCCCUGAGGACCUGACCAAUGUUGCCACCUGGACUGACUCUAUCAACGCUAUCAUGCCUGCUGGCAGUUCCUACUUCGUUGAAGUCGGACACAAUGGUAACGGAAACAUCGAGAACUCUUCUGACAGCUCAGAUGCUGGCUGGUCCACUUGCGGAGCCGCCAUCGAAUAUGACUCUCCUGCUGACACCGCACUCGAGUUCCAGAAGCCUCUCGGUACCGGCACCGAUUUGUGGCCUGAUACUCCUACCACCUAUGACUGGACUUCCGCUUGCAAUGCCAUGGAUGAGCUUCUUAUCUGGUGGACCAACGAGAGCAACCUUAACAAGUUUGGUCACAUCUCCCACACCUUCACCCACGAGGAGCAGAACAACGCCACCUACGCUGAUGUCUACAAGGAGAUCAGCUUCAAUCAGGCUUGGCUCAAGGCUGUUGGAAUCGAUAAGGCCACCAAGUUCACUUCGAACGGUAUCAUUCCUCCUGCCAUCACUGGUCUUCACAACGGUGACGCCCUUCGUGCCUGGUGGGAAAACGGUAUCACCAACUGUGUCGGUGAUAACACCCGCGCUCCUCUGUUGAACACUGAGAAUGCCAUGUGGCCACUCUUCACCACCGUUGCCAACAACGGUUUCGAUGGUAUCCAGGUUAACCCUCGCUGGGCCACCCGUAUUUACUACAACUGUGACACUCCUGCUUGCACUCUGCUUGAAUGGAUCAACACCUCCGCUGGCUCCGGUACCUUCGACGACCUUCUCGCCGUUGAGAAAGCUGACACCAUGCGCCACCUCUUCGGUCUCUACCACGAUGGCUACAUGUUCCACCAGGCCAACCUGCGCAACGCCGAUCUUGACCCAAUCACCAUCAACGGAGUCUCUAAGAAGUGGUCCAUUAUGGAGGCUUGGGUCGAGACUGUUGUCCAGGAGUACGUUCGCUUGGCCGAUUGGCCCAUCGUCACUCUCACUCACCAGGAGAUGUCCGCUUCUUUCCUGGCUCGUUUCAACCGUGACAAGUGCGGUUACUCUCUGAGCUACGCCACCAGCAACAAGCAGAUCACCGCGAUCACCGUCUCUGCCACCGGCAACACUUGCACGGAUCCCAUUCCUGUGACCUUCCCCGUUGCCCCCACCAGCACCCAGGGCUUUGCCACCGAGCAACUCGGCAGCGACCCUCUGACCGUCUGGGUUCAGCUCGCUGGCUCCCCUGUCACUUUCACUCUGUCCUCUGCCAUUCCCUUGUAG
Molecule: messenger RNA, 2838 nt
Organism: Penicillium brevicompactum
Lineage: Eukaryota; Fungi; Ascomycota; Eurotiomycetes; Eurotiales; Aspergillaceae
Gene: agd3
Product: putative extracellular serine-rich protein
Exons: 2
Coding region: 1-2838 (945 amino acids)
Source: RefSeq, a predicted model, not a curated record